This is a messenger RNA of Neurospora crassa OR74A, 423 nucleotides long. The record is from the annotation of a RefSeq genome assembly. NCBI's taxonomy places the organism in Eukaryota, Fungi, Ascomycota, Sordariomycetes, Sordariales, Sordariaceae.
AUGAGCGGGGCUCAUUUUGCAGCACACAGUGUAGCAUUCGGGACAGUGUUAGGAGUAUUCGCUUCACAUAGGACGUUAAGUUUGUUAAUUAUAACAAACAACUGCUUGUUGUCACAGCAUGUCGCUGUGCUAACAUCAAAAAGUCCAGCCUCUUGUCUGGCUGAUGACUGAUCCUUCCGAAUCAUCAUCAUCAUCAUUCCACGCGUUGCCUGGAGUCAGGUCGAGUUCGUUCGUCUUGGAGUCGGGCGUUGUAUGUUCAUAGUGUAUGACUGGGGUGGGGACCCAGCCACACACUAUGUCGAAUCGGGGGACCCCGGCCCCCUUCGGGGCCGGGCCCUAUGUAAUUUGUUAGUGGGUGACGAACUCACUCUCCGCACCCCCCCGCAAACCUGCCCCCUGCAGUACUGCAGGGGAGUGGUGUAA